Stegodyphus dumicola is the source of this 606-nucleotide messenger RNA. RefSeq lists its product as uncharacterized. Lineage: Eukaryota; Metazoa; Arthropoda; Arachnida; Araneae; Eresidae. The record is from RefSeq and is a predicted model, not a curated record.
AUGACACUUUUCAGUUUAAAAAUAAACUCUGUUCUAAAGGAACUUCCUGCAAGUGUCUCAGGCUCUUUAUAUGUUGACGAUCUCCAGAUAAGUUGCCAAGGGGCAGAUAUGAGGCAUGUGCAGAGACAAUUGCAGAUCGCUCUCAACAGGAUACAGGCAUGGUCCUCAAAUCAUGGAUUCGCAUUUUCAGAACAGAAGACUGCUUGUGUACAUUUCUGUAGCAAACGAGGUGUCCAUCCUGAGCCCGAGUUUUAUAUCAAAAGCUCACAAAUUCCAGUCAUACAUGAAAUAAAAUUUUUAGGGUUGGUAUUUGACCGAAGGCUGACUUUCCUUCCAUACAUUCAAUAUUUGAGGAAGAAGUCUUUUAAGAUACUAAAUAUAUUAAAGGUGUUGGCGAAUAUCACCUGGGGUGCAGAACGUGGCUCAAUGCUUCACAUUUACAGAGCAUUUGUACACUCUAGAUUGGACUACGGAUUCAGUUGUGUAUGGAUCAGCACAGCCUUCUGUUCUAUUAAGACUAGAUCCAGUUCACCAUCAGGCAUUGCAGAUUUGUUCUGGAGCUUUCAGAACUUCUCCAGUUCAAAGCCUAUAUGUAGAUUGCUAUGA